Dermacentor albipictus is the source of this 1969-nucleotide messenger RNA. RefSeq names its product acetylcholinesterase-1-like. Lineage: Eukaryota; Metazoa; Arthropoda; Arachnida; Ixodida; Ixodidae. Gene Ontology annotation, biological process: acetylcholine catabolic process; choline metabolic process. Gene Ontology annotation, cellular component: plasma membrane. Gene Ontology annotation, molecular function: acetylcholinesterase activity. The record is from RefSeq and is a predicted model, not a curated record.
AGCGUCGCUGCGUAGCCGCUAAGUACACGUGUACGAACAUAUAACUUUUCUUGCGAGAAGCGAUUGGAAACUGAUUUUCGCAACCUAUAUAGUAUACUUUCACCGACAAGUUUGGUUCACAAGUUCAAAUAGCAACCUGCAAGUACAUCCUAUGGGAAUUCCUUGCAACGCGCUGUCAUUAUCUUUCGUUACUCUUUAACCCGUGUUUACCGUACGGAAUGGAAUUUUUUUUACUUUACACGUUGGUGUUAAUCUUCAGCUUCUCGAAUCGUUUCGCCGUCGUCCAAGGAACGAGUACGGUCGCCACUGCUUCGGGCGUGGUUAUUGGAAAGGAAGUAUGCCACGAUUCUCACUGCUCGCACUCUUUUCUCGGCAUACCUUUCGCCGAGCCUCCGGUGGGAGCUCUGCGGUUCAAGAGGCCAGUAGCCAAGAAGCCUUGGGGAGGUCUACUUCGUGCAGUCGAGUUCUCGAAGCCGUGCUUUCAGAGGCGAGGCAAGAUCCCUGCGGUGCCGUGGCAGGCCGACGAAAGCGAGAGCAGUGAAGACUGUCUGUACCUCAACGUCUGGACGCCGUCGAACCGUUCGUCGGACACUUUGUUGCCCGCCAUGUUGUGGCUGCACGGAGGCUCGUUCAGAAUUGGGUCGGCCAACCUAGACGUGUACGACGGCAGCGUUCUGGCCAGUUACGGACAGGUGGUCGUCGUGUCGACGAACUACAGGCUCGGCGCCUUCGGUUUCAUGAACGCCAACACGUCCGACGUACCGGGAAACGCGGGCCUCUGGGACCAGUACCUCGCGCUGCGAUGGGUGCACGACAACGUCGGCGCGUUCGGCAGCGACCGCUCUCGAGUGACACUGUUCGGCGAGAGCGUUGGUGCCGCGUCGACAGGCAUGCUGGCUCUCUCGCCACUGUCCAGGGGGCUCGUCAGAAGGAUCAUCAUGCAGAGCGGGACGCCGCGGUGGCCCCUGCAUCUGGAGAACGAAAGUGGCGCAGCCGACGCGUCUAGGCGGGCGCUCGACCUCGUUCGAGACGUAGGAUGCCUGUCAGGUGACGCUUUCACGCCAAAAGCUGUCGCCUGUCUACAAAACGUGCCGCCGGAGGACGUCGCCAGCGCAGAACUGAGGAUCUUCAGUGACCACGUGUUCACCUUCCUGCCGAGCAUAGGUGACGCUCUAGUUCCCGUGGCUCCCAUAGAGGCGGUCGAAGAAGACGUAAAGCUCCCGAUCGACGUGAUGAUGGGGACGAACGUGCGAGAAGGUGCCAUUCUAUUUUUCAUGGGAAGUACUCCGGAUGGCGUCGCUAAGAAUUGGACGAGUUCCUCGGCGGGACUUGACGUGGCGUUCGGACGCGCCUAUAUCGCCCACGUCUUUGCUGGCUUCCCAAAAUCGAUCGUUGAACGGAUCAGCGAGCGCUACCUGGGAACCUUAAGCAAGCGGUCUGCUCCCGAAGACGUCUUCGCCGCGCUGGUGUCUUCCGACGGCGACUUCAUGUUCAACUGUCCAGCACUGUUUCUUGCCGAUUCCUUCUCAAGUCGAGUCGACGUUCUGCUCGCGUACAAAUUCGGGCACCGCGCCUUGCCCGCUCCAUGGCCGGAAGAAUUCGAGGCUACCCAUUCAGACGAGAUCCAGUUCGUGUUCGGCGCACCACUGCGUCAUCCCGGCAGAUACUCUACGGAAGACGUUCUCAUGAGCGAGACGAUCAUGUCGACAUGGGCUAGUUUUGCACACACGGGGACUCCCCAGCUUCCUGGUCGGAAAGCGUGGCCUCGAUACGACAAAGAGCAUCGCUCUUACGUGGCAUUUCAACACGGCUCGGUCACAGUGAAUCACGGUCUGGAAGGCCAAAACUGCGAUUUUUGGAAGGGGCUCAUCUGAAAGUUCGUCUUUGUCCACAGCGAUGAAUCCUGCCACAUUUUCUGUGGGGGAAAUCCGCUGCUGUGUGUCCGGCGGCAAUAAACAGUUGAUCUGCG